AUGCUCUCGCGGAUAGCUGGCCGGGCGGUCGUGGGCAGACGCCUGCUCGUCGCCGGCACGAGACAGUCCUCGACCUGGGGAGCUGUGCCCCAGGGGCCUCCAGACGCCAUCCUGGGCAUCACCGAGGCCUUCAAGGCCGACUCCUUCAAGGACAAGAUCAACCUCGGCGUCGGUGCCUACCGGGAUGACAAGGGAAAGCCAUACGUCCUGCCGUCCGUCAAGGCCGCCGAGUCCAAGGUCGUCUCCUCCAGCCUCGACAAGGAAUACGCCGGCAUCACCGGCAUCCCGGCCUUCACUGCCUCUGCCGCCAAACUCGCCUACGGAGCCACCAGCCCGCUCAUCGCCCAGGACCGCAUCGCCAUCACCCAGACCAUCUCGGGCACGGGAGCCCUGCGCGUCGCCGCCGCCUUCCUGCAGCGCUUCUACCCUCACUCCAAGACCGUCCACAUCCCCACGCCCAGCUGGGCCAACCACGCAGCCGUCUUCAAGGAUGCAGGCCUCACCGUCGAAAAGUACAGAUACUACGACCAGAACACCAUCGGGCUCGACUUUGAGGGCCUGCUGCAGGACAUGCAGAGUGCGGCGGACAAGAGUGUCUUCUUGCUGCAUGCCUGUGCACAUAACCCGACGGGCGUGGACCCGACGCAGGACCAGUGGCGCAAGAUUGCGGAGGUGAUGAAGCAGAAGGGCCAUUUUGCUUUCUUCGACAUGGCGUACCAAGGGUUUGCGAGUGGUGAUAUCCACCGUGAUGCCUUUGCGUUGAGAUAUUUCGCCGAGCAGGACAUGCCUUUGCUCUUGUGCCAGAGCUUUGCUAAGAACAUGGGCCUGUAUGGUGAACGUGUAGGUGCGUUCUCGGUUGCUUGUGCGUCUCCCGAAGAGAAGAAGCGCGUCGACUCGCAGAUCAAGAUCCUCGUGCGGCCGCUGUACUCCAACCCGCCCGUCCACGGCGCCCGCAUCGCCUCUGCCAUCAUGAACGACCCCCAGCUCAACGCCCAGUGGCUCGUCGAGCUCAAGGCCAUGGCCGACCGCAUCAUCGAGAUGCGCGCCCUGCUCAAGGAGAACCUCGAGAAGCUCGGCAGCAAGCACGACUGGAGCCACAUCACCUCCCAGAUCGGCAUGUUUGCGUACACCGGCCUCAAGCCAGACCAGAUGGAGAAGCUUGCUAAAGAGGUCAGUCCUUCUUCUUCUUCUUCUACUUCUUCUUCUUCUUCUGCUAACAUCCUCUAG
This is a messenger RNA of Trichophyton benhamiae CBS 112371, 1227 nucleotides long. RefSeq lists its product as uncharacterized. The coding region runs from base 1 to 1227 and encodes 408 amino acids. Gene Ontology annotation, molecular function: L-aspartate:2-oxoglutarate transaminase activity; pyridoxal phosphate binding. Gene Ontology annotation, biological process: biosynthetic process; L-aspartate catabolic process. The transcript has 5 exons. NCBI's taxonomy places the organism in Eukaryota, Fungi, Ascomycota, Eurotiomycetes, Onygenales, Arthrodermataceae. Gene Ontology annotation, cellular component: mitochondrion. The record is from RefSeq and is a predicted model, not a curated record.